Prorocentrum cordatum is the source of this 630-nucleotide messenger RNA. Lineage: Eukaryota; Dinophyceae; Prorocentrales; Prorocentraceae. The record is from the annotation of a GenBank genome assembly.
AGGAAUGUCGAGAAGGAGCUGGGGAGGAUAACCCUGAGCAAGCUGAAAGAGAUGUUCCCCGAGGUCGUCAGCCAGCUCCAGAGAGAGCGGUGCUUCGGUGUAGACGACGACAACAUUGAUGGAAGAGCUCUACGAGCUCCAUCGAUGAAAUUCACGAAGAAGGAGUUCAUCGAUAUGCUCAUGCGACAGGACGUGGUGCAGGGCGUGAUGAAGAAGCUGGCCCUGCUGGACUCACCGCUGGUCUCGGAUCUCGCACCGCUCACCCGCAAGACGCUGGAAGAGACGCACGCGGGCGUAACGGAGGGGCAGCUGUCGGUGCAUCACCUGCAGCGCCUGCAGCACGGCCUGCGCCACGCCGGCGACCACGGGCCGCUGGAGCAGCCGCUCCUGUCCCCGCUGCCGUCGCCGAUGCAGGUCGUCAUGCAGCGGGCGGAGGAGCGGGGCGAGGCCUCCGGGGAGACCCCGCACCUGUUCGGCAUCAGGGAGCUCGCUGGAGCCGAGCGGCUGCCCGCCGCGUCGCUGGAGGCGGGCGCCGAGUACCAGGGUCGCGUCACGGGCGCCUCGCUGUUCGACGGGCUGCGGGUGGACAUCGGGGCGCAGGUGGAGGCCAUCGUGCGAGUGGAUCUCGGG